GUCGACAUGUAUGCCGUUCUAAAAUAUAAAUAUCACAAUUAAACUAUUUUCAUUAAAUUCAAACACGAACUUCCAAAAUGGUGCUCUAUUAUAUAAACAGAAAAGCUACGUUCAACCCUGUGAUUAUUGUUUUAAAAUGUAUUGGAAACUACUGAUGUUUACGUCACGUUAAUCUUGUUAUGUUUAUGUCUCUUAAUUAUACUGUGCUAUCUGUGACGACGCCAAAAUGCAAGUGAUUUCAUAAUGGUGUUAACAAAACUAAAUUGGGAGCGCAACAGAAAGACAUCAAUACGUUUACGAUAUGUGAUUAUUAUUGCAUUACUGUUCGGAAGCAGUUUUUGCCUACUUUUUCUUAGCAACAGUCCCCUUAUUUUAUUUGUUACGGAAGAUCCAUUAAAAACAGCACGGAGAUACCCUUACAACAUUGCACGUUCCGACGAAAGCUAUACAAUUAAAACCGAAGGAUGUACAAUACCUGGACUUCAACCAUUUGAUGACAGUAUUAAGAAAUUUAUAGAACGUCCAAAAAAUGUAAAACUAUGCGAAAAUCAAAAUGCUUCACUACUCGAAAAAAAUCGAACACAUAUAUGGAUAAAUUCAAGGAAACUUCGAUUCUUCAAUUUAACUGAAAAUGCCAAUAUUACUUGCUGCUACAAGUCUUUCUAUCGACCUCUUGCUAUCGAUGAUGUCUCGUCUGCCGAAAUCGACGAUAGAGUAAAGUAUAACGAUUGCAUUGAGUUUUCGACCAGCAUUGAAGUUACUAAUGAAUUUGUUAAAGUAUCCUGUAUUCAUGAAUUCAGCACUAUUUUUGAACAAUUUUUUGCAUUUACUCCGAAGAAACCUCUUUUAAACAGUAAAGAUGAUUUUAUAGAUGAUCCAACUACAUAUAAUGUAAUAGUCAUCGGUAUCGACGCUAUAUCAAGGUUAAACUUUCACAGAACUAUGCCUAAAACGUUAGAUUUUUUGAGAAAAAGAGGCGCCAUAGAACUGUUGGGAUACAACAAAGUUGGAGACAAUACUUUUCCGAACUUAAUACCUAUGCUUUUAGGCAUACAAGAACAAGAUUUAAAAGAGACUUGCUGGCCAAAUUCAAAAUCUACGUUUGAUAACUGUCCCUUUAUAUGGAAUUCAUUUAAGAAUGCAGGCUUUUACACUGCCUUUGGUGAAGACAGUGCCAGUCUCGGAACGUUUAACUUCGAAAAAUUUGGAUUUAUUCAAAGUCCUACUGAUUAUUACUUGCAUACAUUUAUGCAUGAAGCUGAAAAAUACUCGGGCAAUAACAGAGAUUUCAAUUCAUACAUAUGUAUGGGUAAUAACUAUUUUUACAAUGUUCUUCUUGAUUAUAUCGAAAAUUUAACCAAAGCUUUAAAGACAUCAAAGUUAUUUGGAUUUUUUUGGGAAGUCACAAUGAGCCACGACUAUUUGAACUACCCAAUGCUAAUGGACGAUAGUUAUGAAAAGUUUCUUAUGUCACUUGACCAAUCCGGAUAUUUAGAAAAUACAGUUUUAAUAUUAUUAAGCGAUCAUGGAAUUAGAUGGGGUGACAUACGCUUUACAAAACAGGGUCGCUUAGAGGAGAGAUUGCCUUUGAUCCACAUUUUAUUGCCAUCAUCUUUUUAUGAAAAUUAUCCACUUGCGUAUGAAAAUAUUAAUCUAAACAGCGGCCGUCUUACAACACCUUUCGAUAUACAUGCUACACUUUUAGAUCUGGUAAAUAUGGAAACAAUUAGUAAUUAUAAUAUUAAACUCAGAAGUUCCACACCUUAUUAUAAAGAAAGGAGUAUGAGUUUAUUUUUACCAAUAUUGAACAACCGUACAUGUCAAAUGGCCGGAAUAGAGGAUCACUGGUGUACUUGUAAUAGAGGAAUAAAAUUAUCUACUAAAAGUUCUGAAGGACAGGAUGCUGCCACUCAUUUAAUUUCGCAUUUAAAUAUGCUCGUACGUAAAAAUCCGAAAUGCGCAAAACUCUCUCUUUUGGAAAUAAUGGAAGUGACGGAAAUGACUGUUGGCACUCCUUACGACAAAGAAGUUGGAUGGCGGGAAUUUUUAGUAGUUGUACAAGUUGCUCCAAGCAACGGCGUGUUCGAAGCUACUAUGCGAAAAUACAGCAAACAUUGGCUUUUAACGGGAACUAUCAGUCGCAUAAACCUCUAUGGAGAUCAAAGUCGUUGCGAGCAUAAUUAUCAACUUAAAUUGUAUUGUUUCUGUCAGUAAGUAUUUUCAAAUAUUAGAUCUUUUAAUUUAUAAUUAAAUCUGUGAUACAUUAAUUUUAGCGUAGAACAUAAAAAUCAUGGAAUUUUAUUACAAUAUAGGCCUAUCUUAAUUCUCAUAGGUACGUGAUUUUAAUGUAAUACCUAGUCUAAAAAGGAAUCUACUAAUAGUUACGAAUUUAAUUUCUAGUAUUGUUGUGCCAAACACAGUAACUGUGAGUUGAUGUUAAGUUAUUAUAGAAGCAUUUUUUUUACAAACAAACGAACUGUAGGUAUUGAAAGCUAUAAAACAUAUCGUUCAUACUGUAUACUAAGCAGUACUAAGGUUACCCUUUGACGUUUUCUUAAUGUCUAGAUUGUUUUCUAGUUGUAUAGUGGUAGUGUAAGAAUGUAAUUUUUUGCGUAAUGCUAUUGUUUCCUAAUUAGUUCGUUAAAUAAGCAAAUUAUUUGUAUAGUCAUGGAAAAACAAAAUCGUCGUUCUCUUAAAACUUCAACUUCUUUUCUACUACAUUAUGGGCCCAUUGGUAAACCAAUUACAAUAGUAGGAACAUAUCGUAUAUAUAAGACGAUUUUUUCUGCACAUAUAACAAUUGUAACCUAUCUACUAAUCUUAGUCUUCUUGUAGUAUUAUCUAAGUCUAAUUGUUUAUUGUAGAGACAUAUUAUCAAUAGUACUAUGACUAUUCCACCUAUGUAUAUCAUAUCAUAUAAUUUUUUAAUAUGUUAUUAAGAAUUAUUUUAUGAGUACUUUUCUAUAGGACGUGUAUUAAAAUAAAUACUUAGAAUAAGUACAUCACAAAGAACACAAUUCAAACUCUAACGUGUAAACAAUAAUAAGUAUCAGUAUCUAGGCCUACUUCACCGUCCGUCUACUAUAAGGUACACGGAAGGUAUUGAUUACUGCGCUGAUGCAUUGAAAACUCAACCGUUGACACACAGACUCUCUUUUUUGUUAAAUCUCUGCCUUUGAUGAACAAAAUAUACAUGCAUAAUAAAUCACUUUUUAAAUAAUGCAUGCCUAUAAACAAGUCAGUUGGUAGUCCCUUCAUAAAAUUAAUAUCUAAUUGGUAUGUCUUCUGUCUAGCCAUGACGUUUAGCCAUUUUUAGAUCUUCCAUUAUAUCCGUAAAUUAUUUAAAAUAUUUUUUGUAUUUUUAUAGCACUAAAGAAUAUUAUAAGUUGUUUGGGAAUAUUAAAAAUGUAAUUAAUAAAAUGUUACUUAGAUGUGUGUUACAGUUGUUGAUAUUACAGUGUAUGUUACUAUUUUAAUGUUAGUUUUCGAAUUUUUAAACCAAAUACAAUAGUAGGAACAUAUCAUAUAUAUAUAAGGAGCUAAAAGUAAUAGGUCAAAUAGGUUACAAGUGCUCGUCACGGCCCCUUGCAAAACUCGUGAACCGAGAUAAAAUGGGUGAGAGCUGCAACAUCUUCGCGAUCACAGACUUCGUGAAUUUAACAAUUCUUUAAUAGGUGUUACAAAUUUAUGUUUAUAGAGUUCUAAUGGUUUAUGUAUUAUAAAUUUUACGGAUACACAUUCUAACGCAUGAUCGUAUGAAAUUUCAUAAAAAUAUAAGCAUUAAGUACAGGUAUAAUAUCUAUCAUUGGGCAUUUGCGUAUACAAUAUAAACAAUUUGUACUUGUGUUGUUGUUUAUUCACCUCUUAUGUAAUUAUGUCGUUUAAUUAACUCGGCCUAUGAAAACAGCAAAUAUAUUUGUUUUCCUCGAUGUUUCAAAUUAAUUGUCGCGAAAGUGUUGUACGUUCACUUGUGAUAUUAAUUACAAUACACACGA
Molecule: messenger RNA, 3995 nt
Organism: Zerene cesonia (dogface butterfly)
Lineage: Eukaryota; Metazoa; Arthropoda; Insecta; Lepidoptera; Pieridae
Exons: 2
Coding region: 244-2214 (656 amino acids)
Source: RefSeq, a predicted model, not a curated record